Kuraishia capsulata CBS 1993 is the source of this 3492-nucleotide messenger RNA. RefSeq lists its product as uncharacterized. Gene Ontology annotation, molecular function: structural molecule activity; protein binding. The transcript has a single exon. Gene Ontology annotation, cellular component: COPI vesicle coat. The record is from RefSeq and is a predicted model, not a curated record. Gene Ontology annotation, biological process: endoplasmic reticulum to Golgi vesicle-mediated transport; intracellular protein transport; intra-Golgi vesicle-mediated transport. Lineage: Eukaryota; Fungi; Ascomycota; Pichiomycetes; Pichiales; Pichiaceae. The coding region runs from base 1 to 3492 and encodes 1163 amino acids.
AUGGGUACUCUGAUCGACAGAUUUGAAGGACAUGAUGGUCCAGUCAGAUCCGUCGAUUUCCAUCCUACCCAACCGAUUUUUGUAUCUGGUGGUGAUGACUAUACGAUCAAGGUUUGGUCUCUUCAGUCCAGAAAGUGUAUGUUCACUCUGAGCGGCCAUCUGGAUUACGUGAGAACUGUCUUCUUUCACCACGAUUUGCCUUGGAUCAUCUCCUGUUCGGAUGAUCAGACCAUUCGUAUCUGGAAUUGGCAGAACCGUCAAGAAAUUGCAUGCCUUACUGGUCACAACCAUUAUGUCAUGUGUGCGCAAUUCCACCCAACUGACGAUCUGAUUGUUUCUGCAUCUUUGGAUCAAACAGUCAGAGUUUGGGACAUUUCGGGAUUGAGAAAGAAGCACUCUGCACCCUCUGGCCAGGUGAGAUCUUUCGAAGAUCAGUACAACAGACAAUUGCAAGGAGGCGUUCCCCAGCAAGAUAUUUUUGGCAACACCGAUGCUGUGGUUAAAUACGUUUUGGAGGGCCACGAUAAGGGUGUUAACUGGGCCACUUUCCACCCUCGCCUGCCCCUCAUUGUUUCAGGUGGCGAUGACAGGCUAGUCAAAAUAUGGAGAAUGAGUGAGACCAAAGCAUGGGAGGUUGAUACAUGCAGAGGUCACACCCACAACGUUCCAUGCGUCCUGUUUCACCCCACGGAGGAUUUGAUCCUCUCCAUCGGCGAGGACAGAACCAUCAGAGCUUGGGAUUUGAACAAGCGUACUCCUGUGAAGCAGUUCAAGCGCGAGAAUGAUCGCUUUUGGCUGAUCGCUUCCCACCCAGAGAUCAACCUGUUUGCUACAUGUCACGACUCAGGAGUUAUGGUUUUCAAGCUUGACAGAGAGAGACCAGCCCACACACUGUUCCAAAACAAGAUUCUCUUCAUCAACGGUGAAAAGCAGGUACAAGAAUAUGAAUUGGGAAACAAAGGUCCUAGUUUGCCAAUGCUCUCCUUGAAAAAAGUUGGUAAGAUGUACUCCAAGAUCAGAACGCUUUCCUAUAACCCAGCAGAGCAUUCUAUCCUGAUCACUACUGGUGAAAACGAUAGUUCCACAUACGCCUACAUUCCGUUGCCAAAGGAUGUCACUGGUGCUAUUGAACCAACUGAUAUCCGUCAAGGUGAGGCGAAUGCCGCAUGUUUCGUUGCUCGUAACAGGUUUGUCACAUUUUCAAAAACCACGAAAACAUUGGAGGUUAAGGACCUGUCCAACUCGAGUACAAAGAGUACCGUUUUGGACGCCUCUGUCAAAGACGUUGUCUAUGCCGGCCCAGGGUCUGUAUUACUUCUCAAGACCAACUCCGUCAUCCACUACGAUGUCUUACAGAAGAAGGAGUUGUCGGAGAUCCAAUUGAACAAUGUGAAAUAUGCCCAAUGGUCUGUUGAUGGACAAUAUGUUGCGUUGAUAUCCAAACACACGAUCACAAUUGCCACUAAGAAACUCGAGACCGUCACAUCUCUGCACGAAACAAUUAGAAUAAAGAGUGCUGCCUGGGAUGAUACUGGAGUCCUGAUCUACUCCACUUUGAACCAUAUCAAGUACAUCUUGCUCAACGGUGACAGUGGAACUAUCAAGACACUUGAGAACACUCUUUACGUUGUUAGAGUGAUCAACAAGAACUGUUUCUGCCUGAACAGAAAGGGUGAGAUCGAAAUCAUCAGCAUCGAUCCAACAGAAUAUCGUUUCAAGAAGGCUCUGAUAAACAAAAACUUCACUGAGGUGCUGCGUAUAAUCAAGAACUCCAAUCUUGUUGGCCAAAAUAUUAUUGGAUACUUGCAAAAGGCUGGUUACCCAGAGAUCGCUCUGCAAUUCGUUGAAGAUGCUGAGACCAGAUUCGACCUUGCAAUCGAGUGUGACAAUCUGACUAUUGCUCUCGAGGAGGCCAAAAAACUCAAUGAUAAGCAGAUAUGGGAGAAGUUGGGAAAUAAGGCUCUUGCCCAAGGAAACGUCUCCAUUGUGGAGCUGGUUUUCCAGCAGUUGACGCAACUUGACAAGCUGUCGUUCUUCUACUUGAUCACCGGUGAAAAUGCCAAGUUGGGCAAGAUGGAGCAAAUUGCUGAAAGCAGAGGAGACAUGUUAUCACUGCUGCAGAAUUCUAUUUUCUUGAACUCUAUCGAGAAGAGAAUCUCUGUCUUCCUGCAGGCUGGCCUCGCUCCAUUGGCUUAUGCCACUGCCAAGACUAAUGGAUUGGAUGAAGUUGCUCAAAGUAUUUUGGAAGAGUCAGGCUUGUCUGAGUCAGAUAUUCAGAUACCAAGCACUGGAUCUAGAGCCUCAGUGUCGCAACCAAAGCAAAGCAGUUCGGCAAGCUGGCCUUUGAAGGCACUGCCACCAUCUUUCUUUGAGCAGGCCCUUUCAGGAAAGCUUGAAGGGUUGAACUUGGAACCAGAACCUCAACCUAAGGAUAUCGCCGAAAGUGACCUGACUAAUGAUGGCUUCUUUGAAGAUGAACCUCUCGACGAUGACGAAGGCUGGGACUUGGAUGAAGACGUUGACGUCGGAAGCGAAGUUGAAGAGGCUACUGAACUUGAUGAUGAUACUCCAGCCAUUGGUGCAGGUGAACUGGGAAUCUGGGUGCGUAACUCGAAGUGUGCUGCGGGAUACGUCGCAGCUGGUUCAUUUGAUGCUGCCGCUCGGAUGCUGAACAAACAGCUGGGUAUUGUUGACUUUGAGCCUUUGCGUAAGCGUUUCAUGGAGGUGUAUGCUGCUUCCAAGAUCUUUGUCCCUGGUGCAAGCGGCCUCGAAGCGAUCAAGGGCUAUAUUCGUUCGGAUCCAGAUGAAGAAGUUCCAGGCAAGGUCGCUCCGUAUAUCCCUGGAUUUGACACACUGGAAGCCACUCUGCACGAAGCGUUCAAACAAUUCCGUGCCAACAAGCUGGAGGAAUCCAUCGAGACUUUCAGGUAUCUUGUAUACACUAUCGUUGUUCUGACGGUGAAUACCAAGGACGACGAAGAUAAGUGCAAAGAAAUAUUGGAUGUCUGUCGUGAAUACAUUCUCGGUUUGUCGAUCGAACUUUCCCGUCGUUCCCUUCCCGCCGAAAAUGUCAAGCGCAAUCUCGAACUGGCAGCUUACUUUGCCAAGUGUAAAUUGCAGCCUGUACACAGAGUCAAUGCGUUACAGGUGGCAAUGACCCAGUCCUUCAAGCAUAAAAACUACACAUCUGCGUCAUACUUUGCUUCUGAGUUUUUGAAGAUUGUGUCUACUGGAGCCAGGGCCGAACAGGCUAAGAAGAUCAAGGAUAAGUCGGACACGAUAUCCACAGAUGCGAUCGAAAUAGAAUUCGACCCAUACGCACAGUUCGACAUUUGCCAUGCGACAUACUCUCCCAUCUACCAGGGUUCUCCAAUUGUCACGGAGGCUCUCACUGGUGCCAAAUACCGCACUAGCGAAAAGGGUAAGGUAUGUUCUAUUACCAAGAUCACACUGAUUGGAGCCCCAGCGUCCGGAUUAAGGAUUUUGGCAUAG